ACGCAGUGGCCGAUCAAGUCUCCGACGGACAUCGCCAGGCUCGCGCGUCUGGUAGAGGCGGAGCGAGUCGCGCACAGCCACGCGCUCAACGACCGAUCCUCCCGCUCUCACUGCCUGAUUAGAGUGCAGUGCACGCACGUGGAGAGAGGCGGCAGGUCGCAGAAGCGCACGCUGCUGUUUGUCGACCUUGCGGGCUCUGAGCGCAUCGCCAAGAGCUUGGCGGCGGGCCCGCGGCAAAAGGAAGCGGCCAGCAUCAAUCAAUCGCUCACGGCCCUCGGCAGGGUGGUGAAGGAGCUCAACGAGCGGUCUGCGCACGUCUCGUACCGCGACUCGGCGCUGACGAUGCUACUGCGCUCCUCCUUUGACGGGCCGUCGUGCACCGCCGUCGUGGUCAACGUGGCCAGCGAGGAGGCGCACGCAGAGGAGACGAUCUGCUCGCUGCGCUUU
This is a messenger RNA of Emiliania huxleyi CCMP1516, 447 nucleotides long. RefSeq lists its product as hypothetical. Gene Ontology annotation, biological process: microtubule-based movement. The transcript has a single exon. NCBI's taxonomy places the organism in Eukaryota, Haptophyta, Isochrysidales, Noelaerhabdaceae. Gene Ontology annotation, molecular function: microtubule binding; microtubule motor activity; ATP hydrolysis activity. The record is from RefSeq and is a predicted model, not a curated record. The annotation marks the transcript as partial. Gene Ontology annotation, cellular component: kinesin complex; microtubule.